AUGGCCAUUCUCUGCUCGCAACCCUUCUUCACUUGUGUUUGCGAAGUCUUGCACGACGCGCCGGGUGGCCGCGCCCGGCGCGAUUGUGUCCUGCAGGAUUUGUCCGAGGAAGACGUGGCCCGGCUCACAAAGAUUCUUAUGAUGUCAGCCGAUGAAUCGAUUGCCAGCCCCAGCGAGGAGUGGCUCAAAAAUCAGAAAGAAGAAGUCUCGAACGCGGACAGGCCUUUGCGGCGCCAGUAUGCCCAGGCGGCGGCCCAUAUAUCCAACAUGAGCCGCUCACUCCACAUGCCUGCCCGUUCUGGCAGAGCCGAGCUCUGCCCUGCGCACGCCCAACUAGACCCGAGGGUGAUAGAUGACCUACAACGCUUGAUUGGCCGUUUGUGCAAACGGAAGCUCAAGAGGCUUCGAGAUGACUAUCAGGGCACGCCACAUCAUCCCGAAGUAAUAAGUUGGCUGGAUCGACUCGAAUGUAUUAGACGCGUAUGCCUCGACGAUUUCAACGAGCAGUCCUCAAGACCUGCUGGAACGAAGGAGGGUAAUCUCAGAAAUGUCCUUUCCCACAGAUUUGCGAAGUUGAUUGAGAACUUUCUGGGCCAGAAGACAACAUGCGCGGCCUGUAUUUGUGCUGCGGUGGGCGGAGAUCGGUCGAUGCUGGCUGAUCUCCUCGCCGGAGUCUGGGCGCGGGAGAUGGUAGAGAAGACUGCUGGAUCAAAGAGGAAGAAGAAGCACAGACCAGAGCUCCUGUGCGUUCUCGAGCAAUGGGAACGUCACUAUCAGGAACAUCGACAGAAUAGAAUUCAGGACGACGCUCGCCGUUUGAAGCCCCUUGUUGUUGCGGCGCUGGAGCAGGCGGAUCUUAAAUCAGGGUACUCGGAACGAACCAAGUCUCCAUCCCUACGGUCUGAGAAGGAUGAUCUGGUUUCUGAUCCAAACCCGCUGCAAUUUUCCCAGCACACUACCGCAGGAAUCUCGGAUGAACACCUCGGCAGCACUAUAUCUCGUCGAAGCCGGGAAGUCCCGGUGUGCAUAUCUUCUUAUGGUGAAGAAUAUCACGAUUUGGAGGAAAAAGAUCCUAGAUGUCAGGAGCCAUUUCGGAGCAACACAGCUCGAAUGGAAGGCUAUACCAGUUCAGGAGAACACGCUGAAAUUAUACAGGUAGACCCCUUCCCGAACAACAGAACCUAUGAAGAGGACUAUCCCAGUUCAGAAGAAGAUGAUGCCGAGGCGAAUAUCUUCCUAAGCGCAAAGGUUUAUACAGCCAACCCAGACGUUCUAAGGGCCAGCGCAAUCCCUGCACCCCUCAAUCCCUGUCCCCCACAAAUCAACCUUCCACCCAUGAAAUCAGGCCAUUCACGAAAACAAUCAUGGGCGACUGUCUCGGUGCAUACAGCACGGCAGUCAGAAGCUGGCCUGUCCCCUGAGUACUAUUCUCCGCCCCCUAUCCCCCCUAUCCCCUCUUCUCUCCCAGCCGAGACAUACCAGCGGCGACCUGUUUCAUCAGUCUACGAUGUCGAGGGAGGAAACCCGCCACCUUCACCCUCAGUUGCCACGUCGAAACUGCCGCAUGCCCCGAUCGGGAGGAUGAUCUCGAUGGUGGACCACAACCCCAAGCAUCUGAACCCGGAGGCAUUGAAGGCGCUAGAGGGCCGGGCAAAAUUCGUGUCGACAGGCUCGAUACCGCCAUAUUUGCUCGCAUUGUGCAAACCUCCCUGA
Messenger RNA from Clonostachys byssicola, 1713 nucleotides. Lineage: Eukaryota; Fungi; Ascomycota; Sordariomycetes; Hypocreales; Bionectriaceae. The record is from the annotation of a GenBank genome assembly.